Anisakis simplex (herring worm) is the source of this 855-nucleotide messenger RNA. NCBI's taxonomy places the organism in Eukaryota, Metazoa, Nematoda, Chromadorea, Rhabditida, Anisakidae. The record is from the annotation of a GenBank genome assembly.
AUGACUCGCUUGAUCAUCCUACCAGCCAUAUUCACAAGUGCUUCUGUUGCAUUAUGGGUUAUGUUGUGGUCAGCACCUGGAUGGAACAACUCAGAUGGUGAUGCAGUAUGGCACUUACCAGACCAAUUCGACAACUUCACAUCGAUAGCGGAAAAGUUUCGAGCAUAUAAACAGAGGCAUUUCGGCUACAUCACAGUCCUUUUCAUAUCGACCUAUUUGUAUAAACAAACGUUCGCAAUUCCUGGAUCGUUCUUUUUGAAUGUGAUCGCUGGUGCUUUAUAUGAUUUAUGGAUCGGUUUUGCCUUGGUUUGUACAUUGACAACAAUCGGCUCGACUCUGUGUUAUUUAUUUUCCGAAUUAUUCGGCCGCGAAUAUGUCUAUUAUUAUUUUGGUCAACGACUCACAUAUCUUCAACAAAAGAUUGAUGAUAAUUCGAAUCGAUUAUUACCAUUUCUGUUAUUCGCAAGAAUGUUUCCGAUCUCACCCAGUUGGUUACUAAAUAUCGUCGCUCCUUACUUGAAUAUUCCGAUUCCCAUAUUUGCAUUCUCGGCAUUUAUCGGCUUAGCACCGUACAAUUUUAUAUGCGUACAAGCUGGUUACAUUCUUUCGGAUUUACGCGGUUGGGAUGAUAUUUUCAAUACGUCAACAAUGCUCAAAUUAUGUUCUUUCGCCGUACUGCCAUUAGCCUACGCAAUAUUCGUCCGACCAAGAAAUUCCAGGUUGCAGGUGUGUAUAUACCUGCUGUUAUCGAUCGCAUGUUCCGAUGCAAAUUUUUCCGCAGCAAAAGGUUAUCAGUAUAGCAGUAAUCUGAUGCAUUUGUUAGAAUCGGGCGCGUUUGUGUCGUCUUCUCAAUGA